Messenger RNA from Pipistrellus nathusii (Nathusius's pipistrelle), 1368 nucleotides. NCBI's taxonomy places the organism in Eukaryota, Metazoa, Chordata, Mammalia, Chiroptera, Vespertilionidae. The record is from the annotation of a GenBank genome assembly.
AUGUGGCUGGAAAUCCUCCUGGCCUCCGUGCUGGGCCUCGCCAUCUACUGGUUCGCCUCCCGGGACAAGGAGGAGACCCUGCCGCUCGGAGACGGGUGGUGGGGGCCCGGGGCCAGGCCCACGGCCCCCGAGGAUGAGAGCAUCCGGCCCUUCAAGGUGGAGACGUCGGACGAGGAGAUCAACGACCUGCACCGAAGGAUCGAGAAGGCCCGCCUGACCCCACCGCUGGAGGACAGUCGCUUCCAUUACGGCUUCAACACCCACUACCUGCAGAAGGUCCUGGCCUACUGGCGGGACGGGUUCGACUGGAGGAAGCAGGUGGCCGAGCUCAACCGGUACCCGCACUUCAAGACCAGGAUCGAAGGGCUGGACAUCCACUUCAUCCACGUGAAGCCCCCGCGGCUGCCGGCCGGCCGCUCCGCCAAGCCCCUGCUGAUGGUGCACGGCUGGCCCGGCUGCUUCUACGAGUUCUACAACAUCAUCCCGCUCCUGACGGACCCCGAGAGCCACGGCCUGGGCGGCGAGCACGUGUUCGAGGUCAUCUGCCCCUCCAUCCCCGGCUACGGCUUCUCGGAGGCGGCCUCCAAGAAGGGCCUGAACUCCGUGGCCACCGCCCGGAUCUUCUACAAGCUGAUGCUGCGACUGGGCUUCCGGGAAUUUUACGCCCAAGGCGGGGACUGGGGGUCCCUGAUCUGCACCAACAUCGCCCAGCUGGCGCCCAGCCACGUGAAGGGCCUGCACCUGAACAUGGCCUUCGUGGUGCGGGGCCUCCACGCCCUCACCCUGCUCCUGGGGCGGCGCUUCCGGAGGCUCUUCGGCUACACCGAGCGGGACGUGGAGCUCAUGUACCCGCUGAGGGAGAAGAUGUUCCACAGUCUCCUGCGGGAGAGCGGCUACAUGCACAUCCAGUGCACCAAGCCCGACACCGUGGGCUGCGCCCUCAAUGACUCCCCCGUGGGGCUGGCCGCCUACAUCCUGGAGAAGUUUUCCACCUGGACCAGCUCCGACUUCCGGGACCUGGAGGACGGCGGCCUGGAGAGGAAGUUCUCCCUGGACAGCCUGCUGACCGUCAUCAUGAUCUACUGGACCACGGGCACCAUCACCUCUUCCCAGCGCUUCUACAAGGAGAACAUGGGGCACAACUUCCUGAGCGAGCCGCACGAGCGGAUGAAGGUCCACGUGCCCACGGGGUUCGCCGCCUUCCCGAGCGAGCUCCUGCACGUCCCCGAGAAAUGGGUCAAGUCCAAGUACCCGAAGCUCGUCUCCUACAACUACAUGCCCCGCGGCGGCCACUUCGCCGCCUUCGAGGAGCCCGAGCUGCUGGCCCGCGACCUCGGCCAGUUCGUGGGGCGCGUGGGGCGGCCCUGA